AUGGCCGCAGCCACAAGCGCACUCUGCUCAAAUCCAGCCGUCCGCAAGGAAUGGCGCGAGCUUACCGACACCGAAAAGGCCGAGUACCUUCGUGCCGCCGUGUGUCUGCGCGAGCUGCCCAAGGCAAAGUACGCCGAAAUCGAUGCCGUCACCACGCGCAUGGACGACUUGGUGUACACCCAUUAUGCUCUCAAUACAGAAAUCCACUUCGUGGCCACCUUCCUCCCAUGGCAUCGAUGGUAUGUAAAGCUGCACGAGGACCUGCUACGGACCGAGUGCGGCUUCAAUGGUACACAGCCAUACUGGGAUUGGAGCAUUGAAGCCGACGCCAAGGACAUGCCCAAUUCACCUCUCUUUGACCCCGUCACCGGCUUCGGCGGUAACGGCAAGAGUACUGGCAGCAACGAGCCGGGCUUCCAGCGCUGCGUGGUCGAUGGCCCCUUUGCCAAUACGAACCUGACGCUGGGUAUGGGGUGGCCCAACUUGAAUGACCCCGGUGAUCGACUGCACUGCUUCACGCGCGCGUUCAACGGUGGUGAGGGCAACGAUGAAAAUGGUGAUCUCAUUAUUGGCGACAUGCAGUCUAGCGCCUACAACUCCAAAGUCAUGAACACCAUUUACGGCUUUGAGAAAUUCUCCGAGAUGGCCAACAUGCUUGAGGGAUUGCCGCACGCACAGAUUCACAGCAUCAUCUUUGGUGAUAUGGGCCCAGCCACCUCGCCCAACGAGCCACUCUUUUUCCUGCAUCACGGCAACGUUGACCGUGCUUGGGCCAAGUGGCAAGGCCGCAACGCCACCCGCCUGGCUGACUACAGUGGAUUCCAAGACCGCAACAAAGUAAUUGCAGCCUCGAUCAACGACGCCAUGCCCAUCCUGGAGCUUGACGACACUGAACCCAUUGUCAGGGACUACAUGGACAUCCAGGGAGGCCCUUUGUGCUAUACCUACUCAUCCAUGUAA
Trichoderma virens Gv29-8 is the source of this 960-nucleotide messenger RNA. RefSeq lists its product as uncharacterized. The record is from RefSeq and is a predicted model, not a curated record. The coding region runs from base 1 to 960 and encodes 319 amino acids. Gene Ontology annotation, molecular function: oxidoreductase activity. Lineage: Eukaryota; Fungi; Ascomycota; Sordariomycetes; Hypocreales; Hypocreaceae. The transcript has 3 exons.